UAGUCGGAGCCAUUUUAAUCAUUCACGCCAACAGAGUGAAGGUGUCGGCGUGGUAGAGGAGAGUGUGUGUGUGUGUGUGUAUGUAUAUGUGUGUGGCUCUGGCAAGGAGACUGCGGUUUCUCACAAUUCUGCUGGAUUAGCUACUGUGGAGUAGUGGAAGCAUGGAUACGCCGCAACAAAAGGGAACUACGAGACGGAAAGUUUAAAGGAAGGCUGGCGCAAUUUCAUAGACCGGAGUCCCAAAGAACAGAACUGAGAAGCGAUAUGUUCGUCAUAAAGUGGGAUUUGUUGUUUGUUAUUUUCGGGUUGUGCAAAGUAAUCUCCCUGGCGAAUGGCUACAUUGUACACAUCAACGAGGAUGCGGAACCGGGGACCGUCAUUUCAAGUGUGGAACAGAGUGGGGCUUGCACUUUGGACCAGGUAAUAGCUCCGAAAUUCACAAAGCCCUUCAUUGAAACUGAUGAGGCGGCGGGCAUUGUGUCCGUUUCGGGUGCUUUGCAUUGUGACUUGUUCCUUUCAAACCCUUUCUCUGUGUAUACUGUUGCGGAUUGUGUGAGUCACGUCCCCGGUUUCAGGCACCUUUUAACUACGGAGUAUAAUGUGCAUGUUCACGGCAGAAACUGUUUAAACAAACACAAGCGUAAAACGAAAUGGGACCUUGAUGUGAUAAGUUUGUUAAAUGUCAAUAGCCAUCAGCCCGAGUGCUAUAAGGCUGGCACUUAUAUUUUCUCUGUAUGGGAUCUAUUGCCCGGUUCUCUGACCUCCAGCAAUGUGGGCUGCAAUGUUACUGCGAGUUCGGAUUUUUACCUUUCUGAUGGACAAUUAUUUGUUUCACGGGGUAUAUGCUUUAAACACGAAACUUUGUUGGAGUUUGACCUGCGCUGUAACAGACGCGGUAAGGGCGCCGCCGAGAGCGUGUUGAAACGGAGGCAUGAGAAUGCCUAUGACAUCUCCGUGCACUGGCGUGUGGGACAGGGCUCUUUCAGGCAAGGCUAUCUGGAGAAGCUGCUAAAGAGAGCGGCCCUGUCGGACUCUGGUCUAAUAAGCAGAAGGAAGCGGAAUGUCAACAGUAGCCCACAGUUUCAGCCACCCAUGUACCAGGUGUCAGUGCCAGAAAACAAGCCAGCUGGCACUCCUGUGAUUGUUUUGAAAGCUGUGGACCCUGAUGAGGGGGAGGCAGGCAGACUGGAUUACUUCAUUGAGGCUCUGUUCGACAGCCGCUCCAACAAUCUUUUUGCCGUUGACUCUGUCAGUGGGAUCGUUUCCACGGUUGAGAUACUGGAUAGGGAGACCAAGGACACGCAUGUGUUUCGAGUGACUGCAGUGGACCAUGGCACACCAAGGCGCACAGCAAUGGCAACACUGACUAUAACAGUGAGCGACACGAAUGACCACGACCCUGUCUUUGAACAGCAGGACUACAAAGAGAGUGUGCGUGAAAACUUGGAGAUUGGCUAUGAGGUUCUGACUGUGCGUGCCACUGAUGGAGAUGCACCUGUCAACGGAAACAUCUUCUACCACGUGAUCAACAGCAACGGCACCAAUGACGUAUUUGAGAUCGACUCACGCUCAGGGGUGAUUCGUACCAAGGGCCCUGUAGACCGCGAAUCUGUUGAUGCCUACAUGCUUCUGGUAGAGGCCAAUGACCAAGGUCAGGAGCCAGGCCCACGCAGUGCUACGGCAACCGUACAUAUCGUGGUGGAGGACGAAAAUGACAAUGCACCUCAGUUUAGCGAAAAGCGAUACGUGGUGCAGGUGCCUGAAGACCUGGCGCCCAACACAGAGAUCCUCCAGGUGACCGCCACGGACCAGGACAAGGGUAGCAACGCGGUGGUCCACUUCAGCAUCAUGAGCGGUAACACGCGAGGCCAGUUCUACAUCGACGCCCAGAGUGGCAAGAUGGACCUUGUAAGCCAGCUGGACUACGAGGCCAACAAGGAAUACACACUCCGCAUCCGUGCGCAGGACGGCGGUCGCCCCCCGCUCUCCAACAUCAGCGGUCUGGUCACGGUGCAGGUGCUCGACGUCAAUGACAACGCACCCAUUUUCGUGAGCACCCCCUUCCAGGCCACCGUGCUGGAGAAUGUCCCGGUGGGCUACUCAGUCAUCCAUAUCCAGGCAGUAGACGCCGACUCUGGGGACAACUCGCGUCUGGAUUACCGCCUGGUGGAGACCACCCCCAACUUCCCCUUCACCAUCAACAACAGCACAGGCUGGAUUGUGGUGGCGGCCGAGCUCGACCGAGAGAGUGUGGACUUCUAUAACUUCGGCGUCGAGGCUCGUGACCAUGGGACACCCAUCAUGUCCUCCUCGGCCAGCAUCAGCAUGACCAUUCUCGACGUGAACGACAACAAUCCAGAGUUCACGCAGAAGGCCUACUACAUGCGUCUGAAUGAGGACGCUGCUGUGGGGACAAGCGUGGUGACCGUGUCGGCCGUGGACCAGGACAUCAAUAGCGUGGUGACCUACCAGAUCUCUAGUGGUAACACGCGCAACCGGUUCUCCAUCACGAGCCAGAGCGGUGGUGGUCUCAUCACGCUGGCUUUGCCGCUGGACUACAAGCUCGAACGACAGUACGUGCUAAGCGUCACUGCCUCAGACGGCACACGAUUUGACACCACCAAGGUCUACAUCAACGUGACUGACGCCAACACGCACCGGCCAGUGUUUCAGAGCUCCCACUACACUGUGAACAUCAACGAGGACCGACCCGUUGGGACCACCGUGGUGGUGAUUAGUGCCACAGACGAGGAUACUGGGGAGAACGCACGAAUCACUUACUUCAUGGACGACAGCAUCCCGCAGUUCAACAUCGACCCCGACACGGGAGCGGUUACAACGCAAAUGGAGCUGGACUAUGAAGACCAGUUGUCCUACACGCUGGCCAUCACAGCCCGGGACAAUGGCAUCCCACAGAAGUCCGACACAACCUACUUGGAGAUCUUAGUGAGCGACGUAAACGAUAACUCCCCGCGUUUCAUCCGAGAUCGCUACACGGGCUCGGUGAUGGAGGACGUGCCGGUGUUCACCAGCGUGGUCCAGGUGUCCGCCACAGACCGCGACUCUGGGCUCAACGGACGCGUGUUCUACACCUUCCAAGGUGGUGAAGAUGGUGAUGGUGACUUCAUCAUUGAGUCCACCUCUGGGAUUGUCCGCACGCUGCGACGCCUUGACCGUGAAAACAUGCCGAUUUACAACCUGCAGGCUUACGCGGUGGAUAAAGGAGUGCCGGCUCUCAAAACACCCGUGGACAUCCAGGUGACAAUCCUGGACGUGAACGAUAACCCUCCCGUGUUUGAGAAAGACGAGUUUGACAUCUUGGUGGAAGAGAACAGCCCCAUUGGGCUGGUGGUCGCCCACAUAUCAGCCUCGGACCCCGAUGAGGGGAGCAACGCUCAGAUCAUGUACCAGAUUGUGGAGGGCAACAUCCCUGAGGUGUUCCAGCUGGACAUCUUCUCUGGGGAACUCACUGCGCUGAUGGACCUGGACUACGAGGUCCGCUCUGAGUAUGUGAUCGUGGUCCAGGCCACCUCUGCCCCACUGGUGAGCCGAGCCACGGUCCACAUCAAGCUCAUUGACAAGAACGACAACGUCCCCGUCCUCAAAAACUUCCAGAUCAUCUUCAACAACUAUGUGACGGACAAGUCCAACAGCUUCCCCACAGGUGUGAUUGGCCGGAUCCCGGCUUUCGACCCGGAUGUGUCGGACCAGCUGCAUUACAGCUUUGAGGCUGGAAAUGAGUUAAAUCUGGUCUUGCUCAACCAGAGCACUGGAGAGAUUCGGCUGAGCCGUGACCUUGACAACAACAGACCCCUGGAGGCUUCCAUGAGGAUUGCAGUCUCAGAUGGGGUCCAUUCGGUGUCAGCUCAGUGUCUGCUGCAGGUGACCAUCAUCACAGACGAGAUGCUCUCCAACAGCAUCACGCUGCGCCUGGCCAACACGUCACAAGAGCGCUUCCUGUCGCUGCUGCUGGCCCAGUUCCUGGACGGUGUGGCGCGUGUUCUCUCGGCUUCGCGUGAGGACGUGGUCGUCUUCAACGUCCAGGACGACACCGACGUCAGCGCCAGCAUCCUCAAUGUCAGCCUCUCCGUGGCCGUGCCGGUGACCGGAAGGGGCGGCCAUGGCGUGGAGUUCCUGGGCUCGGAGGAGCUGCAGGAGCGGCUGUACCUGAACCGCAGCCUGCUGGCGCGCAUCUCCUCGCAGGAGGUGCUGCCCUUCGACGACAACAUCUGCCUGCGCGAGCCCUGUGAGAACUACAUGAAGUGCGUCUCGGUGCUAAAGUUCGACAGCCUGGCGCCCUUUGUGGCGUCCGACACCAUCCUGUUCCGGCCCAUCCAGCCCAUCGCUGGCCUGCGCUGCCGCUGCCCGGCCGGCUUCACGGGGGACUACUGCGAGACCGAGGUGGACCUGUGCUACUCCAAGCCCUGCGGGCCGCACGGCGUCUGCCGCAGCAGGGAGGGAGGCUACACCUGCGAGUGUCUGGACGACUACACAGGUAGGAGCUCUCUCCACAGGCAGACCAGCUCUGUUCUGAAGCAUCUCCUGUUCGCCACCAGAGAACCCAACGGCCUGCUGCUCUACAACGGCCGCUUCAAUGAAAAGCAUGACUUCAUCGCCGUGGAGAUCGUUAACCAGCAGAUCCAGCUGACGUUCUCUGCAGGCGAGACCAAGACGACGGUGUCCCCUUACGUCCACGGCGGUGUGAGCGACGGCCAGUGGCACGUGAUCCAGGUGCACUACUACAACAAGCCUAUUCUAAACCAGGCCGGCCUCCCUCAGGGCCCAUCCGACCAGAAGGUUGUCGUGGUGACUGUGGAUAACUGUGACACAUCUGUGGCACUGAGAUUCGGUCACGUGAUUGGGAACUACUCCUGCUCAGCCCAAGGCAGCCAAUCAGGAUCUAAGAAAUCUUUAGACCUAACGGGUCCUCUGCUGCUGGGAGGGGUCCCCACACUACCCGAGGACUUCCCCAUUCAGAACAGGCAGUUUGUAGGCUGCAUGAAGGAUCUGCGCAUAGACAACCGCCACAUCGACAUGGCCAGCUUCAUCGCCAACAACGGCACACUGCCAGGCUGCUCGGCCAAGAGGCACUUCUGCAACACCAGCCCCUGCCUGAACGGAGGCACCUGUGUCAACUUGUGGGGAUCCUACAGCUGUGACUGCCCCCUAGGCUUUGGAGGACGCAACUGCGAGAAAGUGAUGCCAAAUGCACAGCGUUUCCAAGGAAACAGCCUGUUGCUGUGGAGCAAUUUGGCGGUGUCUGUGACGUUGCCAUGGCAGCUCGAGAUCAUGUUCCGAACCCGGGAACCGAGCUCGACCCUCUUGCACCUGACAGCGGGUCAGCACCACAACCUGACUCUGCAGCUGCGGGAGGGCAGACUGCAGCUGCUGGUGCAGCGUGGCGAGGACUCCGGGCUGUCUCGUCUUGAUGAUGUCACGGUGAAUGACGGGGACUGGCACCACGCCCAGGUGGAGCUGCAGGGGGCUGCUGGAGGAGGAACUGGACGCCACAGGCUCGUUCUGACCUUUGACCACGGCCUCUACACAGCCAGUAUGGAGGUGGACAACAAGCUGAAGGGGGCCAAACUGAAGACACUGAGUGUGGGGGGCUUCACUGGGAACAACGGCAAAGUGUUGCAGGGAUUCCGUGGCUGCAUUCAGGGUCUGCGUAUAGGGGACGGCCCCAGCAGCAUGGUGUCGCUGAGUCUGUCUCAGGCCCGGCGGGUCAACGUGGAGUCGGGCUGCAAUGUGCCAGACCCCUGCCUGUCCAACCCCUGCCCAGCCAACAGCUACUGCAGCGACGAUUGGGACUCCUACUCCUGCACCUGCCACACAGGUUACUAUGGCACCAACUGCACUGACGCAUGCAUGCUGAACCCCUGCGAGCACCAAUCAGCUUGCACCAGGAAGCCAAGCUCCUCCCACGGCUAUGUGUGUGACUGCCCCAGCAACUACUUUGGCCAGUACUGCGAAAAAAAGACUGACCUGCCAUGCCCUAGAGGUUGGUGGGGUCAUAAGACAUGUGGGCCAUGUGACUGCCAAACAGACAAGGGCUUCGAUGCUGACUGCAACAAGACCAGUGGGGAAUGCCGCUGCAAGGAUAACCAUUACCGGCCACUGGGCAGUGACAUGUGUCUGCUGUGCGACUGCUACCCGGUGGGCUCCUUCUCGCGUGCGUGCGAUCGGGAGAGCGGCCAGUGCCAGUGCAAAGCCGGUGUCAUCGGGCGCCAGUGCGACCGCUGCGACAACCCCUUCGCCGAGGUCUCUGCCAAUGGCUGCGAAGUGAUCUAUGACAGCUGUCCCCAGGCCAUCGAGGCGGGGAUCUGGUGGCCCAGGACCAAGUUUGGCCUCCCUGCCGCAGUGCCCUGUCCCAAGGGCUCCGUGGGCACAGCCAUUCGUCACUGUGAUGAGCACAAAGGCUGGCUGCCUCCCAACCUCUUCAACUGCACCUCGGUCACCUUCACCAAACUCAAGACACUGGCGGAUCGUCUAACCCGUAACUCGUCCCUGCUGGAGUCGUCGGAGGUGCAGCGCAUGGCCACACAGCUGGCCAACGCCACGCGCCACACCCGCAGUUACUACGGCAGCGACGUGAAGGUGGCGUACCGGCUGACCCAGAGCCUGCUGCUGCACGAGAGUAGCCAGCAGGGCUUCAGCCUGGCCGCCACGCAGGACGUGCACUUCAACGAGAACCUGCUGCAGGUGGGCAGUGCCAUCCUGGCGGGGGAGACGCGUCCGCACUGGGAGCUGAUCCAGCAGACGGAGGGUGGCACGGCGGCGUUGCUGCGCCAGUAUGAGGAGUACACCAACACUCUGGCCCAGAACAUGAGGAAGACCUACCUCAGCCCCUUCACCAUCGUCCUGCCCAACAUCGUCAUAUCCAUUGACCGGCUGGACAAGAUGAACUUUGCUGGUGCCAAGCUCCCACGUUAUCAGUCCCUACGCGGCCCCCGACCUUUUGACCUCGAGACAGCGGUCACACUCCCUGACUCGGUCUUCGAGCCCGCUACAGAAGGCAAAGGUCAACGGCCGGCGGACCCCCUCCCAGAGGCCAUCGGCAUCAACCGGACAUCGGCAUCCAAUCGUAGGCGGCGGCACCCGGAUGAGCAAGAGGAGGACGCCAUCGCCAGUGUCAUCAUCUUUCACAGCCUGGCAGGACUGCUGCCCGAAAGAUAUGACCCUGACAAGAGGAGUCUGAGAGUUCCCAAGCGGCCCGUUAUCAACACCCCGGUGGUGAGCAUCACGGUGCAUGACAAUGAGGAGCUGUUGCAGCACGCCCUGAACAAGCCCAUCACCGUGCAGUUCCGCCUCGUCACCACCGAGGAGCGCUCCAAGCCCAUCUGCGUCUUCUGGAACCAUUCUAUAGUAACUGGGUCACCCGGGGGCAGUGGUGCCUGGUCAGCUAAAGGCUGUGAUGUGGUGUUCCGGAACAGCACCCACAUCAGCUGCCAGUGCUACCACAUGACCAGCUUCGCUGUGCUCAUGGACAUCUCCAGACGAGAGAACGGGGAGAUCCUGCCGGUGCAGCUGGUGACGUGGAGCACGGUGGGCGUGACGCUGGGCUUCCUGCUGCUGACCAUGCUCUUCCUGGCGUGCCUGCGGGCCAUGCACAGCAACCGCACCAGCAUCCUCAGCAACGCCGCCGCCGCCCUCUUCAUCGCCGAGUUGACCUUCAUGCUGGGCAUCAACCAGGCCGACAACCCUUUCUUGUGCACGGUGAUUGCCAUCCUGUUGCACUUCUUCUACCUGUGUGCGUUCUCCUGGCUCUUCCUGGAGGGCCUGCACGUGUACCGCAUGCUCACUGAGCUGCGUGACAUCAACUACGGCCCCAUGCGCUUCUACUACAUGAUUGGCUGGGGCGUGCCUGCAUUCAUCACAGGGCUGGCGGUGGGCCUGGACCCAGAAGGCUACGGGAAUCCAGACUUCUGCUGGCUCAGCAUCUACGACACGCUCAUCUGGAGCUUUGCAGGGCCCAUCGCCCUGGUGGUGUCUAUGAACAUCUUCCUGUACAUCCUGGCAUCCAAAGCCUCCUGCUCCAUGCGUCACCACAGCUUUGAGAAGAAGGAACCGCCUGUUACGGGCUUGAGGACUGCGUGUGGCGUCCUCUUCCUAGUCACAGUGACCUGUCUGCUGGGCAUCCUGUCGGUCAACAGUGAUAUGAUCAUCUUCCACUACCUGUUCGCCGGAUUCAACUGUCUGCAGGGACCCUUCAUCUUCUUCUUCCGCAUCGUGUUCAAUAAGGAGGCGAGGGACGCCAUGAAGUACUGCUGCAGCCGCAAGAGGCCCGAUCACAUGAUCAAGUCAAAGCCCUCUUCGUACAACUGCAACACCAGCUACAUGGACGGGCGUCUGUACCACCUGCCGUUUGGAGACUCCAGCGGCUCCCUCAACGGCACCCUACAGAGCGGCAAGAGUCAGCAGAGCUACGUGCCUUUUGUCCUCAGAGAUGAUGUUGGGAUGGAUAACAGCCAGGCCCACAUUGCGCUGAACGACCAUAACUCCCUCUUUCAUGACGUCAAAGAACAUGUAGAUGAUGAGGAUUCGGACUCUGACAGUGACCUGUCUGAGCUGGAGGACGACCAGAGCGGCUCCUACGCCUCGACCCACUCCUCGGACAGCGAGGACGAGGAUGGGCCGUACCCUGAGGAGGAAUGCUGGGAAAGUCUGGCCACUGGCUCCGGCAAACGUCCACAUGGGGAGUAUGCAGAUGACGAUGAAAGUGGGGCCGAGAAGUUGAGGGUGGAGACGCUGACCCAUCCUGACGACCGAUACGGAGACAGAGCAGAGACUUAUGGGAAGGAGAACAUGCUUCUGCUCCUGCCCAGCAUCCCCAACCCCAAUGCCCACCCACAGAAAGGCAUCCUGAAGAAGAAGCAGCUGUCUCCAAUUGCUGAAAGGAACGGCAUCAACCGCAUCCACAACGAGCUGGCUGGCCCCACCUCCUCGCGAGGCUCCUCCUCCAGUGAGGGGAAAGGUAGUGGGGCGAAGGCCAGCGUGCCGGAGCAGCUGAACGGUGUGGCGCUGAGCAUCAAGGCCAAGGGGACCAUGGACGACGACUCGUCAGGAUCAGAGGCUUUGUCAGUGCACAGUCGCACAAAGUCUCCUUUUACUUAGCUAAGUCCUAGAGCCACACUCCCACAUUCUGUUUCCUGCCUCCUGACCUUCACGACCACACACCAGUGUAUUCUUAUUGGCCGGAAGAGGAGAAGAGUGACAGGAGGGCGGGUCUGAGGAGUCCUUCUGUUUCUCUGUGUCUUAAGCUGUAUUUCAUUUAUAAUGUUUUACAUCCGAAAACUGCACCAUCAUCUCUCUCUCAGUAGAGUUCCUUUUUUUUGUGCCAAACCUCAUGCGCGUCUGUCUGCCCCAGACCACGACAGGGCUGCACUGAUCACACUGAGGCCAUCUUUGGUUUCCUCAUUAUGGUUUUAGCAUAUCUUUUUUUUGUUUUUUUUUGUUUACAUACUUGAAGCAAUGCACUUUUUUUGAUCAGUUAUGAUGCUCAGUUCGAUGCCAUGCUCACCCAUGAAAACAGGAAUUCACCUCCAGUUGUUGUCUUUAUAAUUAUUAUUGUUGUUUUUUUAUGUCAAACAGAGGAAAUGUGAUUAAGUUCCUCUUUGGCUGGGUUACUUGGUUCCGAUUGAACACUGCUUUCGGGGAAGUUCCCCCGUCCAAUCACAACCACUCACUACUCCUGGAAGGGCCAGUUGUACAGUUUAAUUUUUAUGUUUACGUUUUUAAGAAAAUGCUUUGUGAAGGAAGAUGCUAAUCAAGAGUGCAGAUGACCUCAGACGUCUGCUUAUUAAACAGACUGUGCUAGGAGUAACCCAGAGAGCAUGACUGCUUCUGGAUAGGACUACUGCUGAUACCAGGAAGGUCAGACACUGAAGGCCUGUGCUGAUGUAUAAAGACACAUCUUGCAGAAUGUGUAGCGUGAGGACUAAAGACAGACAUCCAGCUGCUACAGACAAAUAGAGAGGUGUUGCCACCGCACAACAUCAUGGAAAUGCUAUAAACUGCUGAAUCACUGUGGUUCUUCACAAGGCCGAUCGUCAUGAUGACCCCUCCAGUUCUGGAAUUCUCUCUUAAGACUGUGAACCUGCCGGCCUGCCUUGUCCACCACUAGGCCUUUUGUUUUAUAACACCAGUGGGAGACUUUUCAAGAAAUCUGAUCAGAGGGAAAAAACAAACAUGUGUGACGUGCUACAAAGGACUUUUGAUACAUAAAAGAAAACUUUUGUAAAAAAAAGACAAAAAUGCUGGGAGAGAAUUUUAUAUGACCAUUUGAAAACGCUCCUUAUCUUUUGGUUUUGUUUUGAAAGCAAUGUUUUGUCUGAGAGAUUUGCCUUUCGCCGUUUUGUUUCUGUGAUAACUUUGUAUUUUAUAGAUUAGAUAUGAUAUGAAGGCCACAAUACUGUUUUGUAAAAUACUGGCAAAUGUGUGAUGUUUGUAGAGAUGUUACUGUACAGACUUGUAAGGAGAGCAUAAACUAUUUACACUAAUACUCCCCUCCCCCACUUCAAGGAGUACUCAUUACAAAUGUAUUCGUGUUGAUAGAAAUAAACCACUGAUUCCCUGAUUCUUACCAUAUUACUUAAAGCCUACAUGUCACAUGACUCGUAUGAUGGGAUGGGAUUUCAAUCAAUUAAUCUGUUUUGUGAAUUUUGAAGAAAAACGUCUUUCAUAUUAAGUUAUUUUUGUUUUUAUGUUCUUUUUCCAGGUUCGUCAUUACGAGAGUGUAGAUAAUUUAUAGAUAUAAAUGACUAGCUUUCAAAUGUUGUGUUCCAUAUAAUUUGACUUUUACUAAGCUCUGAAGUCUAUGAUUUACAGGCAUGUAUUCAGCCUACGAAUGCACAAAUGCAUUGGUCUUUGUUCACUCUUUUGCCGUGCUCAAUGAUCAAACCCAAGGAAAAGCUCACACAGAAGUGAAAAUGGCUAUUAACGCCUGUCAGUCUUUGUAAAUGAUGUUGCUUCACUCUGUUUACUGAGAAAAGGUGACAAGGCUGGUUAUUUUGAACAUAGCUACAGAUGUUUGAUGUAAUUUCUGUCUAUAGUGCAGUCAAGGUACUACUGAAUCAAUCCUUUAUCAUGUUCACCAAUGCUGAUAUUAUAAGGGGGCUAUAAUAUGUGGAAGCAAUGUCUCUUAGUGGUCUAAACUGCCCUCUAUAUUUUUGGCUGAAUUCACUCUACUCUUUCUGGAAUUUUCCACAUUCUGUGGCUUAUAUCUUCAUGUGACAGGACAGAUGCGUUCUGUCUCUUGAUAUUUUCCCAGCUAUUGAUGUCAAAGCUUUAGUGAAACAGGGUAGAAAAACAUAUGGGUUGUAUUUUUCUAUGUGAAACCGCUUUGUAAUGGACCACACCAAACUUGGAGUAAAUCAGACUGUGUUUUUAAUGUUU
Alosa sapidissima (American shad) is the source of this 11394-nucleotide messenger RNA. RefSeq names its product cadherin, EGF LAG seven-pass G-type receptor 2 (gene celsr2). Gene Ontology annotation, molecular function: calcium ion binding; G protein-coupled receptor activity. Gene Ontology annotation, biological process: homophilic cell-cell adhesion; cell surface receptor signaling pathway; G protein-coupled receptor signaling pathway. The record is from RefSeq and is a predicted model, not a curated record. NCBI's taxonomy places the organism in Eukaryota, Metazoa, Chordata, Actinopteri, Clupeiformes, Clupeidae. Gene Ontology annotation, cellular component: plasma membrane.